Leguminivora glycinivorella is the source of this 1034-nucleotide messenger RNA. RefSeq names its product trypsin 5G1-like. NCBI's taxonomy places the organism in Eukaryota, Metazoa, Arthropoda, Insecta, Lepidoptera, Tortricidae. Bases 42 to 860 code for a protein of 272 amino acids. The transcript is spliced from 6 exons. Gene Ontology annotation, biological process: proteolysis. The record is from RefSeq and is a predicted model, not a curated record. Gene Ontology annotation, molecular function: serine-type endopeptidase activity.
AACAUUAAUAAAAGUUAUUUCGACGCAUAAGCACAUUCGCCAUGGGUCUCCAGCCAGUGUAUUUUUUAGCUAUUGCGGCAUUUAUUCAAGUCGUAUCUAGCGCAGCUCUGUAUAAAACGGACAACUGCACCAACCACAACCUGGAGAUAAUCGGCGGUCACACAGUGACCAUUGAAGACGCUCCUUUCAUCGUGGCAUUGUACUACAAGCCCGAGGAUGAAGACUACCAGGCGUUCUGCGGUGGUUCCAUUAUACAUGAGCGCUUUAUAUUGACUGCUGCCCAUUGUACUUACUUCAUCGACUGGAUACAGCAAGAAAACGCAACAAAAAGGGUUCUCAUCGGCUCCGACCGGCUGAACACCGGAGGCGUCUUCAUUGAUGUGGAACAGGAGUUCAACCACGAGGAGUUCAGCUUUUCUAACAUGACUAUAGAGAACGACAUCGCUCUGUUAAAACUUAAGGAGCCAGUACCGUUUGGUUGCAAGGUAGCUAAAGUAAAGCUGCCCGAUGCAGAUUUCGAGUUGGAACCUGGUACUCUGGUCAAUGUUACCGGAUGGGGUGACAUAGGAAAUAGUACAGGAUUGGAGAAUGAGCUGCGCCAGACUAUAGUACCGAUCGUGUCUAACGAAUGUUGCAAGGAGGCCUUCUCGGACUUUGCGGGGCUUACUGAAAAGCAUAUGUGCGCUGGAUCUAAAGGCCACGACUCCUGCCAGGGUGACAGCGGCGGUCCCUUAACGUACAAAGGCACACAAGUCGGCAUAGUUUCCUUUGGCGAAAAGUGCGCCAUCUAUCCUGGAGUCUACACAAGAGUUUCUGAGUACUUGGAUUGGAUCAAAACAACCAUUGAGAGCAACUUGUAAACCACUUUUCUUGAACUGUUGGUAUCAAAUUAAAGAUUUUUUUUUUGCUUAGACUUAUCAGUCUUAUCACCUCUUCCAUUACUAAAAAUGAUUUGUCGAGAAAUAAAGUUGACCAUAAAUAACAUAAUGUAUGUAUUCUGUAUUCUUAUAAUAUUAAACAUGCAUAAAAAUUAA